Molecule: messenger RNA, 2013 nt
Organism: Rotaria sordida
Lineage: Eukaryota; Metazoa; Rotifera; Eurotatoria; Philodinida; Philodinidae
Source: the annotation of a GenBank genome assembly
AUGGGUUCUUGCACAUCAACCACAAAACAUCGACAAAAAGAUCAACAACAAUUGCAUAAACGAAUUGCAUUAAAAAAUUCAAUUGCUCUUGACAAUAAAGAAAAUUCAUCAUUAUUAUUGCCUCAAUAUCCCAAUCAACAAUCUCAACGUCCUCAUUCUUUAUUAUCUAAUUUUGAUAUUCAAUCACCUUCUUUACAAGAAUCAACUUAUCAUCAUUCACUUAAUACAAACAGUUUAAUACAAUUAUAUUCACCUAAUAUGAAUAAUAAUAAUAAUUCUAAUAGAAAUAGUUGGAUAUCAUCAUCAUCUUUUACAUCACAUAUUCCAACACGUAUUCCAGUAUCAACAACUCGAUUACCUAUUCAUCAAUUACAAUCAUCAUUAAUAAAUUCUGUACCAUUUACUAAUGUAACUACUACAUUUGGUACUCCUAAUGGGACAGGUUUCUCUCAAUCAAUGUCAACAACAAAUCGUGCACCACAUGCAUCAUCUAUACAAAAUAGCACACACCCUCGUUUUGGUUUUAUACCUCGACCAACAGCACCCGGUUUACAACAAACACAAACAUCAUCAUCAUCAUGUGUAGUUCGUAGUCGUUCAAUUAGUCCAUCAUCAUCAUCAUCGAUUAGUGCUAAUUCUUCAUCGACAACUAGUUCUCAACGUUUAACAAAAACUCAAACAAUACCAAAACCAAUAUCAAAUCGAUCUAUUACUUCUUCUUCGAAUACUAAUCAUGUAUUAAAAUCUAAAACAGUUCCUUCUUCUCACAAUAAUAAUAAUAAUAAUAAUAAAGAUUCAUCAAAAUUAACAAUAACUAAUCGUUUUCAUUCAAAUAUACCUUCACAAGUUUCAAAUUCAUCUGUAUCUAUUAGUCCUCCUCAUAUUCAAUCUACAAAACCAAAUGUUAAUGUUAUUCGUGAUCGAUAUAAAACUCAAAAACGUAUGAAUUUUUAUACUCGACAUAGUUCAAUACCAAAUUCACUUAAAUCUCCAUCAGUAAUUAAAGAAGAAAAAAAUGAACUAUCAUCAUCAUCAACUGAUGAACAUAUAACAAAUAUUCCAAAUAAUAAUCAAAAUGAUGAUUUAAAAACAGAAUCAUCUCAUCAAAUAUCUUCUUCACAUGGUGAUUCUGCUUAUGCAAGUAUAAUAUUACCUUUAAAUCGUUUAUCAUCUACACAACAUUCUCAAAUUAAUCGACAACGACAACAUCGUCCUAGUACAUCAUCAUCAUCUACACAUGUAUCUGACAUAUUAAAUAAUGAUUCAUUUCUUGAUGAUGAUAAUUGUAGUCUAAAAUCAGAUGAUUUAAUAUGUGAUUAUGAUGAUACAUUAACACUUGAAUCUGUUAGUAAAAAUGAUCAAACAGAUUCAUUAUCAUCUACAUCAUUAUCUAUUGAAACAAGUAAAACACCUAUAAUGAUAACAGCAACUACGAUAAUAAAACCAAAUAUUCCAUUAUUUCAAACUGUAUCAAAAGAAAAUCGUUCUUCAUCUAUAGUGAAAUGUUCAACAACUGAUAAAAUAAAUGCUAAUCUUAGAGAAUCACUUGAUGAAUUAACUGAAUUGAGUAAUCGAAUGGACAAUAUUAUUGAUAGUGAACAUAAUCGAAGAUUAUUAACACGCUCAUUAACAUUAAAGCCACCAACUCCAUUACCACCACGUGAGGAUGCUGAACAAAUAAUAAUGGAUAUUGAAUCUUAUCGACAAGUAAUGAAAGAUGUUACGGUUGUUAAAACAAUUCUUCAUCAACUUGAUCGAUUAUUGAAACAUUCAGAUGGUACUAAUAUGACUGAUUCAAUGAUUGGUUCAUUUCAUGAAUCUAUGAUCGGUCCAAGACAUUAUUCAAUAAGUGGUGGUGAAGGUAAUGUUCGAAAUAUAAUUGAUGAAAAUUCUUCUUAUGAUGAUUUAGUUAAAGAAGUUACAAUAUUACGUAAAGAAAGAGAACAAGAUAAACAAACAAUUAAAUUAUUACAAGAUCAAAUGUAUAAAUAUUCCAGUCAAACUAACAUUUAA